Messenger RNA from Diorhabda carinulata, 621 nucleotides. RefSeq lists its product as uncharacterized. The record is from RefSeq and is a predicted model, not a curated record. Lineage: Eukaryota; Metazoa; Arthropoda; Insecta; Coleoptera; Chrysomelidae. Bases 65 to 499 code for a protein of 144 amino acids. The transcript has a single exon.
CAAAUUCUGUCUAAUGUAUCUGACAUUUAUUGUUUUUACUACAAAAUUUUCCAAUAUUGUUUAAAUGAGCAUGAAACUGAAACCAAUAAUAAAUUUGAAGAAAGCGGUGUCUAGCACACAGUAUUUAGUCAACGUCAAGAAAGUUUAUAAGAAUCCUUUUUUCAAUUUCCUCAAAUAUUUCAGAAAAACCCAAAAAGGUAAGUUCGAUUUAAUUGAAACUACUAAAAAAGCUGCAAAUAUUUGGCGGUUGAUGAACGUCAGAGAGAAGUCUCCGUUCCUGAAUCAAUCGAGGGAAGCAAAAUCGAGAACGAAAAGGAGAAGAAGAAGUCCUUCAUUCAGGAGAUAUAGAAAAAGAAAAGUAAUCGAAAGAAAGGGAUCAGAAAGUUCCACGGAUAGUGCUAGCAUAUCUAGUAUGGAAUUACUGGAAUUAUGCGGUAAUAUGUCUAGAAGUAAAAUGAGAAAAAAAGAAAGUAAAAGUAAAAAAAUCGGAGAUGUAUGAAAAGUAACUAAAGAUUGUAUAGAAGCAGUGAGUGAUAUGAAAAAUAAAUUGUAUAGUUGAAAUCUUAUAUUUUUUUUACUUGUAAAUGUCUCAUUGUAGGGAAAUUCUAAUAACUAAGAGAC